Molecule: messenger RNA, 1540 nt
Organism: Solanum pennellii
Lineage: Eukaryota; Viridiplantae; Streptophyta; Magnoliopsida; Solanales; Solanaceae
Product: ethylene-responsive transcription factor RAP2-12-like
Exons: 3
Coding region: 64-1224 (386 amino acids)
Biological process (GO): regulation of DNA-templated transcription; ethylene-activated signaling pathway
Molecular function (GO): DNA-binding transcription factor activity; DNA binding
Source: RefSeq, a predicted model, not a curated record
AGUUGGCAUACGCAGCCAAAUAGCUUACGUUACAAUUAUACAUUUUCCGUCAAAACAUAAAUCAUGUGUGGUGGUUCUAUAAUCUCCGAUUACAUAGACCCUAGCCGGACUUCUCGCCGGCUAACCGCCGAGUUGCUAUGGGGUCGUUUCGAUCUCGGUAAGAAGCAAAAAAAUCCCAACAAUUAUCACUCUAAAGCUAAGCAUUUGCGAUCUGAAGUUGUUGACGACUUUGAAGCCGAUUUUCAGGACUUCAAAGAGUUAUCCGAUGAUGAGGAUGUUCAAGUCGAUGUCAAGCCAUUUGCCUUCUCUGCUUCCAAACACUCUACUGGUUCCAAAUCUUUGAAAACUGUUGAUUCAAACAAGGAUGCUGCUGCUGAUAAAUCCUCUAAGAGAAAGAGGAAGAAUCAGUAUAGAGGGAUCAGACAGAGACCUUGGGGUAAGUGGGCAGCUGAAAUACGUGACCCAAGGAAAGGGGUUCGGGUCUGGCUGGGAACCUUCAAUACUGCAGAAGAAGCUGCCAAAGCUUAUGAUAUUGAGGCGAGGAGGAUCAGAGGCAAGAAGGCUAAGGUAAACUUUCCUGAUGAAGCUCCCGCCCCUGCAUCAAGACACGCUGUUAAGGUGAAUCCUCAGAAGGUCCUUCCUGAGGAGAGCUUGAAUUCAUUUCAGUCCGACUCAGCAAUCAUGAACAGCGUGGAGGAUGACCAUUAUGAUUCUUUUGGAUUUUUUGAAGAGAAACCCAUGACAAAACAGUAUGGAUAUGAAAAUGGGAGCAGUGCUUCUGCAGAUACGGGAUUUGGUUCGUUUGUCCCUUCAGCUGGUGGUGAUAUCUACUUCAACUCUGAUGUAGGAAGCAACUCUUUUGAAUGCUCUGAUUUUGGUUGGGGAGAGCCAUGCUCCAGGACUCCAGAGAUAUCAUCUGUUCUGUCAGCUGCUAUUGAAUGUAAUGAAGCUCAAUUUGUUGAAGAUGCCAAUCCUCAGAAAAAGCUGAAAUCAUGCACCAACAAUCCCGUAGCUGAUGAUGGAAACACCGUUACUAUGGUACCUGAAGAGCUUCCAGCUUUUGAACCUCAGAUGAAUUUCUUUCAUCUCCCAUAUAUGGAGGGAAAUUGGGAUGCAUCAGGUGGUAACUUCCUCAACACAAGUGCAACUCAAAAUGGUGGUGAAAAUGCUAUGGACCUGUGGUCCUUUGAUGAUGUUCCUUCUUUAAUGGGAGGUAUCUUUUAAGUCAACAUGCCUUAAGUUUUGUAAAUAAGGCUUCAUGUGUGUCUGGUGGUGGAAGAAGAAUGAUCCACAGAGAACCAUGAUUAAGCCAUGGAUAAUGCACUAAAUAGAGCAGUGCAUAGGUAAUUAGGUUUAAUUAACUACUAGUAGAGAUGUUAAAUUCGAGUUUUACUUAAAAACAAUUGGGCUGUAUGGAUUAUGAGAAUUGAUGAGACCUCGAUGCUUGCUAUAACGUUACCUUUUUCGUGUUGCUUCACAUGGAACUAUUCACUCAUUUGCAGACAGACACUAAUAAAUAAUAGUACUGCAACUUGUCAGA